UUGACAACCGGUCCAUCGGACCGCGGUCUUCUACACGUGCGCGCUGUAGUCUCAAUCUCAUUUUAAAAUCCGCGUUUAUUUUUUAAAAACAAUAUUAAUCUUCUUUCGUAUUACAGCAACAUGUACUAAUCACUCAUCAGCUCUUACAACUUUUUUCACGAUGGUAAAAAUAAGCCAAGUUAACAACAACCAAAAGAAAUGUGAUCGUUAAUUUUUCACAUAGUUUUUUUUUACUUUAAUUUUUCAAGUUAAAAAAAUUUUAAGUGAAAGUUUAUUAAUUUAUCAUAAAUAUUUAAAAUAUUCAUCAUAUUUCUGUUGACUGUUGAUUGAAAACAAAAUAAAUAGUUGCUAUCAGACAUUGCAAUUGUAAUUUAAAAUUCAAAAUAAAAUUUGCUGGUACUGAAAACACAAGUGAUUUGCACAUUACUAGUUGCAGAUAAUACAAGCACAACAGUACGGUUGAAUUUAAAUUGAGAUUGAGAGACAACAUUCGAACACAAAGAUGCGAUACAAGGUAAACGACCCAGAGAACAAUGAAAGGAGUCCCGAGGAAGUGAAACAGUCGGAUGUUCCUUGGUACACAUGGGAUGAAAAAAAAACGAGAAAAGAAACCCGACUAGUAAUUGUGGUAGGCUUGUUGGCUGUUGCUGUGAUUGCAUUAGUUGCUACACUGACCUUGCAAAUGGCUGUUUUCCGUAAAGAAGAAUAUAAAGAGAUGUGUCAGAGUGAUGAGUGCAUAAAAACAGCCGCAAGGAUAAUUGAGUCAAUAAAUAAAACAAUAGAUCCGUGUGAUGAUUUUUAUAAGUUUGCUUGCGGGGGAUGGAUUUCACGUAAUCCUAUUCCGCAAAGUCAGACUUCUUGGGAUCAGUUGAGUCUUCUUCGAGAAGAUUUGCUUGAAAACUUGAGGGUACUUCUUGAAGAGCCUGAUCAGGACAAUGAUUUACGGCCAAUUAAACUCGCAAGAUCACUUUAUAAAACGUGCAUGGAUACUGCAAAGGUCGAGAGUCUAGGAUUAACACCAAUAUAUAAAGUUUUAAAAAAACUAGGUCUUCCUAAAGAGCCAAUAUUUGAUGAUGAAUUAAUAGACCUUGAUUUAUCAACAAUUGCUGGUUCAGCACAACGACACUUGGGUCUUAAUAUAUUUUUAAAUUUCUACAUCAGUGAAGAUGUAAGAAAUACAUCGCGGAAUCGUAUGAUGAUGGAACAAGUAUCUCCAGGAUUUAGCGAACGUUACUUGCUGGACCCAGUCAGAUUCAACUCAGAGCUGACUGAAUAUAAACACUACGUUAAAUCUAUGGUCGAGUUAGCAGGAGUCAGUGAUAAAAGUGCUGACUUUGCUGAUGAAAUACUAAACACAAGUACUAAAAUCGCUAAGAUAAUGGAGACACCGGAAGAAAGGAGAAGUUCAAAUCAUUUGCUCCAUGAUGUAAAUAUCGAUGAGCUUCAACAGUUGACGGAUCUUCAUGCAGUGAAGUGGAAUUGGACGAGAUAUGUUGAUGCAGUUUUUGAGAACACAGAUGUUGUUAUUGACCCCAAAGAGGAUCGUGUUAUCGUAAUGGAUCUUCUGUACUUGCAGCAGCUCCCGCAGCUUUUAGCAGACACACCUCCUUCGACUAUUGCUCGCUUUGUUUGGUGGACCGUUUACUCAACAGUCGCUCCUCUGACAUUACAAAAAUUUCGUGAUCUUGGUUUUCAAUUUUCACAAAAAGUAUUUGGAUUGAAAGAAAAAACAUCUAGAUGGAAAGGAUGUACGGGAAACGUAAAUUCUAAUUUUGGAAUGGCUCUCACUUAUCUAUAUGUGCAAAGACAUUUCAAUGAACAAGCUAAAGAAAAGGCAUUAGAGAUGUUACUAGACAUCCGAGCGGCGUUUGACGAAAUGGUUACAGAAUUAGAGUGGAUGGAUAUUGGAACGCGACAAAGAGCUCAUAAAAAACUAAAUGCAAUGAGACCUUUCGUCGGAUUUCCCGAGUGGAUAAUGGACCCUGAAAAAUUAGAUGAAUUUUACGAUGGGGCCGAAGUUAUUGAAGGACAAUUAUUUGACACAUUUUUAAGACUCACGGACGUGGGAACUAAUAAAACACUCAAUAGUUUAAGAGAAAAACCCGAUAAAGACCGUUGGAUAUCUACUGGGACAACUGUUAAUGCAUUUUACAGCGCUAUUUUGAAUUCCGUCACGUUCCCGGCGGGUAUCCUGCAUCCACCUUUUUAUGGAAACGGAUUAGAAUCUAUCAAUUACGGAGCGAUGGGGGCGAUAAUGGGUCACGAACUAACGCACGGAUUCGACGAUCAAGGCCGCAGAUACGACGAGAACGGCAAUCUACGUCAAUGGUGGAGUGAUGAGACAUUACAACAUUACCACGAGAAAGUUGAGUGUAUCAUUAAACAAUAUAGUAACUAUCAUUUACCAGAGCUCAGUAAUAAUUUUACGGUCAAUGGGAUAAACACUCAGAGUGAGAACAUUGCUGACAAUGGAGGGAUUCGCGAAGCCUAUCGAGCUUACCAGAGAUUGAAAGCCAGAAAUUCAAGCCCGCAAGCUCUGCCAGGGCUGGCUGAGUACACGCAAGAUCAGUUGUUCUUUCUUGGAUUCGCUCAAGUUUGGUGCGGAAAUUAUACGAACGGCGCUUUGAAGUCUAAACUUAUUGAGGGGGCACAUGCACCCAAUCAUUUUCGUGUGAUUGGGACUCUGUCAAAUAAUUUAGACUUUUCAAAAGCAUGGAAAUGUCCUCUAGGAAGCCCAAUGAAUCCUCCCCACAAGUGUAUACUGUGGUAAUUGUGCUCUACAAAUUAUUGAUCGUAAGGACCAAUUGUACAUAAACGUAAAAUUAUUUAAACUGUAAAUAUUUUAUGAUUAAUAAAUAAU
Molecule: messenger RNA, 2860 nt
Organism: Microplitis demolitor
Lineage: Eukaryota; Metazoa; Arthropoda; Insecta; Hymenoptera; Braconidae
Product: neprilysin-4
Exons: 14
Coding region: 503-2770 (755 amino acids)
Biological process (GO): protein processing
Cellular component (GO): plasma membrane
Molecular function (GO): metalloendopeptidase activity
Source: RefSeq, a predicted model, not a curated record